Messenger RNA from Paramecium octaurelia, 2424 nucleotides. The record is from the annotation of a GenBank genome assembly. Lineage: Eukaryota; Ciliophora; Oligohymenophorea; Peniculida; Parameciidae.
AUGAUUAAAUAAAGAAUAAAAUUCCACUUUAUGUUGGGGGUAAUGAUUUUAUCUGACCUAAUCAAAGGACUAAUCGAUAAGCACAUCUCCAUACUAGUUUGUAUAUCAUUAUUGCUCGUAAUAUAAAUUGGUAAGAAUUCUUAAUUUGAUAGUCAGCACAGCUUGUAUUGAUCGCUAGAUUUACUAAAUUCGACCGAUCAACCUACUUUAUCUUAUUUUACUACAGUGCAUUUCAGCUCUCGCACUUUGGAACAUAGUCCAUUUGGUUGUUGUUGUGUCUUGUAGAAAUUAAUUAAACAGAAAAAUAAAGAAUACACCUCUUUAAUAACAGCUUGUAAGUUACAAUCAGCAUCAUUUUGUAUUCACUUCAAUAUCAAGGCAACACCAAGUAUUCAGAAUUUCAAUCUAUUAUCUAUUGUUUGGCAUUUCUAUUCUAUCAACUUUUAAAGGAUGUUGGUCAAUUUUCUAAAUUUGAAGUAGCCGAGAAUGAAAUACUACAAGAAUUGAAGAAACAGAUCAUCAUUAAAAUAUAUGAUUAAAAUUACUUGGACAUUACACCUAGCAAUUCGCCACAAUUGGAAAGUAAUCCUUAUGUUUUGAUGACCCAAAACACAUAAAUGGACGAUAAUCAACAAUUCUACAUUAAAUGCUAUUCGGACAAGGAUUUUGCAGGCAGUCCUGAUCAUAAUCAAAAUAAUAAAAAAUAGGUAGUAUUCUAAGAUUGCAUAUCCUUAUUGAAGUUCAUUAACGAUUAAGAUUCACUUGUAAGUUAGGUAUAGAAUCACUUCAUAGCUUCAUCAAUUGACAUGCAAAAGAACACUAAAUAAAAAUUUAGAGUGAUGCACAGGAGAGUAAGUUUAGGGAAUACCUAAAUUUUAGCUUUUUGGAAGAUUGAUUCCUUCACAGUAAAGCAAACAAAAUAAAAGUUUUCUUAAUUUAAAAAGUAAUUCACUGAUCUCUUUGCUCAUAAACUUAAAACUCCAUUGAAUGCAACCUUAGGAUUUCUGUCCUCAGCCUACAAUAGUCUUGACGUUGACAGUAACACCAAAUCUCAUUUCAUUAAGCCUGCUUAUAUUAACUCAAAAUUGCAGUAUUUUUAAAUUUCAGAUUUAUUGGAAUUCUUAAGUCCUUAAUUAGACAAGAUCACAAUACAACAGACCAAAAUCAAUAUGAGAACAUUUCUACUUUCCUUAACUGAAUUGAUUGAGUCACAAUGCAUUAAUAAAAGAAUCUUGUUUCAAGUCUUUGUGGAACAAGUUCCAUUGUAACAAAUUGACAAGUAUGGAUAUUCACAUAAUGAUUAGCUUUUACAUAAUUUCAGAUGAUCUCAAAUUGGAACGGGUGUUAUAUAAUAUUUUAAAUUAAUCUUAUAGACAUACACCUUCUGGUGGUUAAAUUACUCUGAGGUUAAGUAUAAACAAGGAGAAUACAGAAAUGGAUUUUGUCAUUGAUGGAAGUGGAUGUGGUUUCAACGAUGAAGACAUUGAGAAUAUUAAUAUGUGGAUCAAAUCUCAAUCUGAUUUCCAUUUCAAAAAGAAACACUUAGUCAUAAAAAAAGAAUUAAGGAUGUCAUUAGAAAUCACAAAUAAUCUUAUUAACAUUUUAAGUUCUUCGGAAUAAAAUUUAGAAGUAGCAUAGUCUGAAAUAGGGACAGAAUUUAGAUUCAAAAUCAACAUCAAAGAGAACAAGGCUACGGAGAGUUUGCAAGAAAUCUAAUCUGUUGGUUUGAUGCUCAAAUAGAGAAGUUUAAGAAAUAUGAAAAGUUCUUAAAACAACAACGGUAUGGCUAAAUCGAUCUUCUCUUCUCCAGAUCCAUAGUUAUAAUUGAAUUCAUAGACAGUGCUUGAUGAACCACAAGCCAAAUAGCCUUUAACAAACAAGGUGAAUUUUAGCAAAUUGUAAAAGAAACACAAAGAAUUGAAACGAGCACGUUCUUCUUUGUUGAAUAAAGGUUUGAUGGAUACUGACAAAUCAAUUUUGAUUGUGGAUGAUGAACCAUUCAAUCAUGACACUUUGAUUUUGAUGAUGAAAAGCAUGGGGUUUAAGUAUUUCCUGAAAGCCUUUAAUGGGUAGUAGGCCAUAGACAUGGUUUAGUAGAAUGAAUUUGAUAUUUGUUUGAUUCUUAUGGAUUUGGAUAUGCCAAUUAUGGGAGGUAUUGAAGUAUCUAAAAUUUCAUCUUAUUAGGCCACAAAAAUAUUAGUUUAAAUGAUGAUUAACUUAGAUUUAGCCUAUAUUCCAAUAAUUGGUUGCACAGCUCAUGAUGAUAAGGAAACUUUGGAAUAAUGCAUUGAGGUUGGCAUGCUCCAUGUAGUGUUGAAACCAGUCUUUGUGAAAACCUUGAGGGAAGCAUUUCAAUAUAUAGUAUUUAGCGAAGAGGUUAAAAAGCGAUCAUAAUAUCUUUUACCUUCUUAAUUGUAAAUUUGA